AAAUGAUUCUCUCUCCACUGAAAUGCGGCCACCCCUGAGGUGGAAGCAGUUAAACAACACACAGCAACAUCACAUGAGUUUAGGACAGGCAGUGAAGAGGAGUAUCGUGCCCAACUGAAACAUCAGGGGGAGUUCUAGUUCUCUGAACAUGUCCCAGAAGGAUCCCUGCCAGAAACAAGCCUGUGAAAUACAGAAAUGCUUGCAAGCGAACAACUACGUGGAGUCUAAGUGUGAAGCUGUGCUUCGAGAGAUGAGGAAGUGCUGUGCCCGGUACCCCAAGGGCAGAUCCAUCUGUUGUUCAGGUUUUGAGAAAGAAGAGAGAGAAAAGCGUAAAGCUACUUCAGAAGGAAUUCCCCCACCACCUCAGUAAUACAAAGCAGCUCCAGCAGGUGCCAGAGCAUGGACUCACCUGCGGAGCCCAGGUGUGUGUUUUUGAGCCUUCUCUAGACUUUCUGGAAAGCCAGAGGGCUCCUAGAACACACCACCCCGCGCACCAAAAAGCAUAACGCAGUACCAAGAGAUGGCCUGGUUGACAGACUUUAUUUUCUGUACCAAAACAUCAUCUACAUUGUCCUCGCAUUGCAUCCGUGUCUGUGAAAAAUCAAUCUGACGUGUUUAGAAUGCUUACCUUACUCUAACCUAUCCUUGCUCUCAAAAUGGAGGGCUGGAACCAAGUUACUGUGGCGUCUGGAGGGGGAGGUACAGGAAAUGUGCUCUUAAGAGUGAGUUUAAGUGUGACACAUGAAAACAAAGUCCAUUUUGACACAGCAAAGGUAUUGCUGCCGUCGGGCAGCAGUUCUAGGCAACAUUCACCUGUCCAGGGGUUCAAGCUCAAGAAUGGGAAUCGGGUCUGGGGUUUGUUCCCAGGUCUUGCAUAGCUCACGGUGACCACGCGUCACUCUGCCUAAGUGCCUCACUUUCCCCCUGGACAGUUUAGAUGACUUUCUAUUUGAAUUGCCUACACGCUGCUAUUUGCAUGACAAUAAAGAUGUUACAGGAACAUUAUUUCAGGGAUUGCUACAGGAAUAGGAUCUUUUUUUAAAAAAAGAAAAAAAGAAAAAGCAAUAUUCGUUUGGAAAUCCUGACUGUUGAUAUAAAAUUUAUAAAUUUCUGUAUAAUUGAAGACCUUUAAGCAAUAUGUUACCAAUCCAGCAUAUCUGGGUGUGCUGGAACCCAGAGGCCUAUCACAAAGCCCUGGGCUAGAUCCAAGAACCGAUUUAGGUGCCACUUCUGAACACACAGUUGUAGGCACUCUCUGUCAGUACAGCACUUCAGACUCACACACAACCCAAUCCGUCUGUGUCUGGACCCCAGGGAGAGGUGGCUCUUCAGUAACUCUCACCUGUGCAGCAGAAUUUCCUGUGACCUGUAGGAAGAGCUCGGUAGUCAGGUUCCUGCAUCACCCUUCAGAGCUGCCUCUGUCUCUCCGUCCACUGUAGCAGGAGUCCAGGCACCUCAGUGGGUGCCAAGUCCAUUGCAGGGCCCAGGCACCGAAAUACCAGACUUCGAACCCACUAGGCUCCUAACUCUGUCAUUAGAUCUAGCCGUAAAGGACUUUUGUGCUGUGAUAAUUAACUACAAAAUACAGCUUCUAUAAACAGACCACUGUAGUCUAGGCACAAUAGUUGAGUGUAUUGAAGCCUAGAACGGCAAACCAUCUGUACCUGCUGCUCUGAAAUACCAUAACACGAAAUAAAUGACUGGAACAAACUGCA
Molecule: messenger RNA, 1715 nt
Organism: Meleagris gallopavo (turkey)
Lineage: Eukaryota; Metazoa; Chordata; Aves; Galliformes; Phasianidae
Gene: CMC4
Product: C-X9-C motif containing 4
Cellular component (GO): mitochondrial intermembrane space
Source: RefSeq, a predicted model, not a curated record